Malus domestica (apple) is the source of this 966-nucleotide messenger RNA. RefSeq names its product ras-related protein RABB1c. Gene Ontology annotation, biological process: vesicle-mediated transport. Lineage: Eukaryota; Viridiplantae; Streptophyta; Magnoliopsida; Rosales; Rosaceae. Gene Ontology annotation, cellular component: Golgi apparatus. The record is from RefSeq and is a predicted model, not a curated record. Gene Ontology annotation, molecular function: GTP binding; GTPase activity.
UUGGUGGCGGAGGAACGGACAGCGAGGAAGGAGAGCGGUAGUAUGGAAGAGAAAAGAAGACGCUUUGCUCCGCUGUAAACUGUUAUUGCUUUUGAUUUGGCAGAGAAUGUCUUACGCUUAUUUGUUCAAGUACAUCAUCAUCGGCGAUACUGGAGUUGGAAAAUCAUGCCUUCUUCUUCAGUUCACCGACAAGAGGUUUCAGCCAGUGCACGAUUUAACUAUUGGCGUUGAGUUUGGAGCCAGGAUGAUCACCAUCGACAACAAACCUAUCAAGCUCCAAAUCUGGGACACGGCUGGCCAAGAGUCUUUCAGAUCCAUUACCCGAUCCUACUAUAGAGGGGCAGCUGGUGCCUUGCUUGUCUAUGACAUCACCAGGAGGGAAACUUUUAAUCACUUGGCUAGCUGGUUGGAGGACGCGAGGCAACAUGCAAAUGCAAACAUGACAAUUAUGCUCAUUGGUAAUAAGUGUGAUCUAGCUCACAGACGGGCUGUGAGCACAGAGGAAGGGGAGCAAUUUGCAAAGGAGCAUGGCUUGAUCUUCAUGGAGGCCUCUGCUAAGACUGCUCAGAAUGUUGAGGAGGCAUUUAUAAAAACUGCUGCAACCAUAUACAAAAAGAUUCAAGAUGGAGUGUUUGAUGUAUCAAAUGAGUCUUAUGGCAUAAAAGUUGGAUAUGGUGGAAUUCCGGGACCAUCAGGAGGUAGAGAUGGCGCUUCCUCUCAAGCUGGAGGCUGUUGUAGUUGAAGUUUGAUCUUAUUUGCCAUAUUGAAAGCAGUUUAUCAGGCGUCGUUUACAUUCUUGGGGUUUUUUUUUUUUUUUUUUGUGUGGUUAAAUAUGAAGAUUAUGGAUCCUUUCUUUGUAUAAACGUCUUAAAAUGGAAAUACAUGUAUAAUUCCUUGUCAUGUUCUAAUUUGAUUGUAAAUUAGUCAUUUAAGGUUAGCUUGUUGAAUGAAACUGCAGAUUGUGAA